Molecule: messenger RNA, 5517 nt
Organism: Phascolarctos cinereus (koala)
Lineage: Eukaryota; Metazoa; Chordata; Mammalia; Diprotodontia; Phascolarctidae
Gene: LRRC58
Product: leucine rich repeat containing 58
Cellular component (GO): cytoplasm
Molecular function (GO): protein binding
Source: RefSeq, a predicted model, not a curated record
AUCCCCUCGUUGCCAGGGCAGGAAGAAGGCGGGGCGUAUCCAGGUUACGGGGCCGCUAGCUCGUCGGCGCUAGGAGGGGAAGGAUGGAGGAGGCCGGAGCGGCGGCCGCUGGGGCAGGGGCCGGAGCCGGAGCCGCGGCCGCCGAGUCGGAGCUGAACCUGUCUCGGCUAGGCGUGUCCCCAGAGGCCCUGGCGCAGGAGCUGGAGGUGCGGGCCGAGGAGCGGCGAGGCUCCCGGGAGACGCAGCGGCUGCUGCUACCGCACAACCGGCUGGUGUCGCUGCCGCGGAGCCUGGGCGCCAGCUUCCCGCAGCUGCAGCUGCUCGACGUGAGCGGCAACGGGCUGGUGGCUCUGGGGCCCGAGUUGCUGUCCCUGCGCUGUCUGCGCACGCUGCUGGCCAAGAACAACCGGCUCGGAGGCCCCGGCUCGCUGCCCAAGGGCCUGGCGCAGGCGCCGCUCUGCCGCACCCUGCAGGUGCUCAACCUCAGCGGCAACUGCUUCCAGGAGGUGCCCGCCGCGCUGCUGGAGAUGCGGGCGCUGCAGACGCUCAGCCUGGGCGGCAACCAGCUGCACACCAUCCCGCCCAAGAUCGAGAAUCUCCAGAGCUUAGAGUUUUUGUACCUCGGAGGGAAUUUCAUCAAGGAGAUCCCACCUGAAUUAGCAAACCUGCCUUCUCUAAAUUAUUUGGUGUUGUGUGACAACAAGAUUCAAAGUGUGCCUCCUCAGCUAGCCCAGUUGAAUUCUCUUCGUUCCCUUAGCCUCCAUAAUAAUCUCCUGACAUACCUGCCUCGGGAGAUCCUUAGCCUAGUUCAUUUGCAAGAGUUGAGUUUGCGAGGUAAUCCCUUGGUGGUUCGUUUUGUCAGAGAUUUAACCUAUGACCCUCCAAGUCUCCUGGAAUUGGCUGGUCGGACCAUUAAAACCCGAAAUAUUUCCUACACUCCUUGUGACCUUCCUGGAAACCUUGUUCGAUACUUGGAUUUAGCCAGCAAUUGCCCAAACCCAAAGUGCGGAGGUGUCUAUUUUGAUUGCUGUGUUAGACAAAUCAAAUUUGUGGACUUUUGUGGGAAGUACCGGCUCCCGCUGAUGCACUACCUGUGCUCUCCAGAGUGUUCCUCCCCGUGCAGCUCGGCUUCUCACAGCUCUACGUCCCAGAGUGAGUCUGACUCAGAAGAUGAGGCUAGUGUUGCUGCCCACAGGAUGCAGAAGGUUCUUCUUGGAUGAGAAGGUUUAGAGAAGUGUGAUUAAAACACGAAGACUGGAUGGAAGUGGUUAGAAAAACCAGUGCUACAACUUGAGGUUGUUGAAAAAGCAGUAAGAGAUUUUGAGAAUUUGAGAUUCAUAACCUCAUUUUCAUCACUCAUGGCUCAACUGGAGAUGAUCUGGACACACCUUGCGUUGUGCCAAUUUAUUCAGCAGGAAUUAAUUUCGUUCCAUAUAUGGAUUCUUUGAAUACAUAGUUUGCACAGAACUGCCAUUUCAGAUCUGUUAUAAAAGGCAUUGUGAUCAGUAGCCUGCUUCUUUUUGUAUGUGAGAAAUGGCAUGUAGCAAAGCGGUUUAUUCUGAGGUGCCACUACCACGAUAAACUGUGACUGUUAUAAUCUUGGGGGAGAUGUUGGGCUGGAAAUGGAAGCAAAAACCCAGUGUUAGAAUUAUCGGCCAUAUUCGUGUCCCACCCCACUGCACCACAACCUUAGGAUUAUUCCACCUUCAUGUAAAAUCUAUUCAUGUAGAUUCUCAAAUGAUUUUAUGGGACCUAUCACCCCUUGUGCCCUUUGGGACCUUCAUACUGGUAGAAGUUUGAAGACUAUGAUUUAUGUCUAGGCUUUGAGAACCUGCAUUCCUGCUUCCUUAUUAGAUUGCUGCUGGUAUCCUCAUUUCAUCUUAUUCUACCUCUUAUUUGUGGCUGUGUAUAUAGUGCCUUCAGCUUGACAAGGAUACAGGGCAGCUUAUCCCAGAUCUGGUGCUCCCACAGCCUGUAGCCUUAUUUAUGUAUACUAUACUAUGCAAGGAAUCUUACAGUGUGCUUUUAACAGUGCUAGUAAAGCAAAUAAAUUCCUAAUCAUAAUCUGAGUUCAUAACCGUCUUCCAUUUUUUUCCCUUUCCCAUUUUAAACAAGAAAGAUUCCUAGUAGGUAAAUUACUUUGCUCCAUAUAAGGGAGUAUUUAAUAGUUUUCAGUAUGGAGAAACCAGAAUACAUGAAAAGUUGCAGGAAUAUUUUUGCCUCUAGUAAAAUGAGAAGGCAAAAGUGAUUGAUGAAAAUUGAAACCUUCAUAAUGCCAAAUUAAAAUUAUCUUAUUUUAUUUAUAUCCUGUGCUAGAUUCUUACAUUAAUUGUAUUUUUUAAAGGAAAAUUAAGAUAAACAUUACAAUCUUGGGGUUGUAUGUUCAGUGCACAUAUGUCAUGAAGUAAUAGUACUGCUGUAUGUUUAUGUAGCACUUAAGAAUAUGCCUUCCCGUGAUUGCAUUUAGUUCUCCCCACAGUCAUAUUAAGAAGCAGAAAUGAAUAAUAUUCCCACUUGGGCAUUAAGCAACUUGCAUGGCAGAGCCAGGGACUAGACCCUAGCUCUUCCAACUCCCAGUCCAGUGUUGUUUCCCACUAACCAAGCUGCCUCUCACUUUAUUUGGCAAUAUUAUACCGAAUAAUAUAAUUAUUACAUACACUUUUUUUGUAUUGGAAAGUUUACUGGAGAGCAUUAAAGAUGUAAUGUGCUUUGAUAUAAAGUACUGGUUAAGGUAAUACAAAUGGGACAGAAAGAAGGAAAAAGAAUACAUGUGGUGAACCAGAAAGAACUGUCAGGUGAAUGCCCCAAACUGUCUAAACAGUCUAAAAGCAUUUAGAAGUAGAUUCUUGGUUGGUUGUGAUGCCCAAAGCAUUUAUUUUCUGGACUUUGAUAUCUUACUAUGGCCAUUGUACCAUUAAAAUAGAAUAUUCAGUAAUAAUUAAGAUUAUUAUUUCCUAAUUACCUUAUGGCUAAAAAUGACACAUUUCUAUAUGUGCUCUUUGAUGGUUAAUGCAACUGUAGUAUUUUAUAUGGAAGCAUGUCUUCCCAUCUAGGGAGAUGAGACUAGUCACAUAAGUUUUUUCAGGUAAGAAUGGACACAACCAGAAAAAUGAUUGGUUUCCUUGUUGGUAGUACAGAUCUGUGACAAAGUGGGUUGGAACAAAAUUAUAUGGUUCUGUAUGAAUUUGGGAGUACUCCCUGUAUAUGUGACAUAUAUGGCCAGUUUAUAAUCAUCUUUGGUAAAUGGAAUCAACAGAUGGCUGAAAAAUGAUGGUUUGGGUUAUUAGUUUUGAUCUUCUCUCACAUCAAACUUCUUACAUGAAUUAAUAGUUGAUAGUUUGACGUUCUUUUCGCUGCCUUCCCUCUGGCAGAUAAUACUAGCGGUUGACUGAUGUGUCCAGAAGGCAAAGCAACUAGCAGGGUGAAGUGGAGGCCAGGGUCCAAAUAACCAAUUCCUCAAUAAUACCUAGAAUUCACUCUAUUUUGAAAUGAGUUUCUGUCUUUCUAAUUCUCAUAGCUGUGUUAUUAUAUUUAAGCUAUAAUUUUUAAGUCUGUUAUUUUUUUACCAAAAAACUACACAUUUUUAUGUUGAAAUAAGUUUUCUCUAAUCCAUAAAGUUUAGUUAUUAUUAUAAAAUUAAAACUUUUUUUGUGUGCAAUUUACCAGAUUAUUUCAAAAUUUGAGAAUGCAUUUUUGAAAAUGUUAGUUUGUGUGUUCUUAAGCAUACUCUGGAAAGUCUAAUUCUCACAGCUUUGAUUAACCAAUUCUGAACAUGUUCCUUGUCUCGCCCUCAAUUUAACCUCUGUUAUAGAGGUAGUCAAAUAUUUAACACUAAUCUUGUCUUCCUGUUUUUUGGAGUCACACUGACAGCCUUGAUUGCAUUCUAGUAGAGGAAGUAGUUCUAAUACCUUAUACUUAAUUUUAUGAGCAUCACGUAAUAUAGAGGCAUCAUUUAUUUGUAGUAAUUUUUCUAUAGAAUUUCAAACUCACAGAAUUGCUCUUGAACAUUCAGUACUUUUACAUUGCCAGAUUUUGGUUGCAGUACAUCCAUAAUUAAAUAACAGCUCCUACCCACUAGGGGAGUGUCACAUUGUACACCCCAGUCCUAUUAAGUAUUGUGAAUUCAUGGAUAAGAGAAAAGGGGAUUUGGAGGUGAGGGAUAGAAGUGGGACAAAAGCCAUAAUGAGAUAACAAAGCCCAGAAAAUGAAUGCUAUUUCUAGAUUAUAUUGUCCAUUGUGUCACAGAAUUGGCAUAUCUUCACUUUUAUCAUCAAUUUUCAGUUUGGUAUACUUCUAAGGGAUUUUUCCCAUCUCUGAUGUAAUAAUGAAAGUCAGUGGGAAGUAGGAUUUGCUUAGCAGUUGGAGUGCUGCUUUGGGGAAGGAGUAAGACCUCAUUAAUUUGGAAUUUGUGGUCAUUAAGAUAGAGUUGGACUGAAGUUUAUUUACUUUUGUGGAAUCUAAAAAAAGAGGAAUGCCUAAGCAAAUUUUGAAGCUAUGCAAGGUUUGACCUACUUAAAGGAAACAUGUUUUUUUAAAGCACUUUAGCAUUAGCCAUUUUACAAAAAUGCACUAAUCACAAUUUGACAGCUGUUUUUAAAUAUCAAAUAGUACUGCUUUUAGCUCUAUUAUAUACACUUAAACAGUAAAACUAUUUUAGAAAUGUUAAGUUUACAUUAGAUUGCCCUUCUCCCCAGUUAGGCCAAAUUAGUGGCUUUUUAUUAUAAUGUAUGUAGUCCAAAAUAGCCAAGAAAACCAUGAGUUGAUUUUCAUACAGUCCUUCUAGUAAUCAGGGUUCAAAUACCUCUGGACCAUCUCAGUACUGUUUUAUUUUAGGCAAAAAGUACUGCUAUAAAAUCAUGAUAACAUAGUAAUUUAAGUAUAGUGAUAUGUUCAGACACUAUUAGUGUAAACAAAUGAUAGACUUAUCAUUUGUUGGGAGUACAUUCCAUGAUAAGGAGGGCUCACGUGUUUGGGACCUCCUACUCACACCAGGGCUAGAGUUUGAGGAAGGAAGGCUGGCUCUACAGCCUUUUUUCCCCUGAGCAAAAGACUGGGAGCCCAAGACCAGGGCUGUAGGGUUAUAUGCAAUCACAAGUGCCUGGAACUAAAACUAAUGAACAGAUCAUCUGAUCAGAAGACAAGUUUCUGUUACUGUUCAAACAUAAUAGCAGUCCCUACAACUUAACGUUUAUUUUGUUAAGUAGUAAUACUUUUUUCUUUUGUUGUUGGAAAAAUUGCAAUAUCUUAUUACAUUGAUUUCCUUUGUAAAUACUGUAAUCAAAAAGGAGUAUGAAAGUUUAUAAUAUACAAGUAUAUGUACAUGUCUUAUUCUUUUCCUGUUUCUCCUUAGUUCAUAUUUACUAAGAAUUGAAGAUAAGAUACUUCAUAACUGGUAAUCAGUUUUAUCAAACAUGUAUUGAACCACUCACUGCUUUGGGUGCCAUAAAGUUUACAUAAUCUUAGUUAGAUACGGUCCUUUCCCUUGAGAAGCUAAUAAACUGUUAUUUUGAGCAUCUA